This is a messenger RNA of Phaedon cochleariae (mustard beetle), 717 nucleotides long. NCBI's taxonomy places the organism in Eukaryota, Metazoa, Arthropoda, Insecta, Coleoptera, Chrysomelidae. The record is from the annotation of a GenBank genome assembly.
AUUCAAAUCAUAUUAUUCAAUCUAUGGCAACAGUUGAAGAAAUUGAUAUUGAUAGCGGGAUGGAAUCACAAGAAGGUUCUCAAUCAAUGGAUGAUAUCUCUGAGAAGAAGGAGAAGAGGCAACCAGAAAUUGAAGAGAGUGAAGAUGACGAGCCUGAUGAGACCUUAGCUGAAAGACUUUGGGGCUUGACAGAAAUGUUCCCAGAACCCCUGAGAAAUGCAACAUAUGCUGCAUACAUCAACACACAAUUAGGAAUGAAAUGUGCAUAUGGAUUUUCACGCAGUGCCAUGUGGAUAAUUUUCAGCACUUCCAUCAUUUUGUUUGCCCCUGUAAUAUUCGAAGUUGAGAGAGCCCAAAUGGAGGAGAUGCAAAAGAAUCAACAGAAACAGUUGUUACUGGGCCCAAAUUCAGCAAUAUCAGGUGGUGUUCCACCUCCCAUAAUGCCCCCAAUGCCACAACAAAGAAGUUGAGUUUCACACAUGGACUUGUAUCAUUACAACUAGAUUGUGAAAUUGGCUGUACUAACAUUCUUAAAUACAAUUCUUUGUAUGUUCCUGCAUUUUUGGAUGCUUUGUUUUGAAUAUUUAUAUUAUGGAAUAGAAUAUUGUAGUUGGUAUUCUCUCAUGUUGGGGAAAAAAUAGGAGAAAUAGAUUGUAAGAGAUAUUGUAACUGGUAAACUCUUGCAGGGAAGAUUUUACAUUAAACAUUUCUUCAGAC